AUGUUUCAGAAUUAUUUAAGAAGAUUAGUUAAUGAAACUUGGAGUAUUCAAAGGUCUGUCAAAUAUGUGAUUUUUUUACGGGGCGUAGGACCUCUGCCUGUAUCUGCAAGGCAUUUGACAGAUGGGAAGGACGCACAACACUUCGACACUUCCUUGCUCGAAUUUAUCGUUUGUCCACUAUCCAAAAAGCAAUUGAGGUGAGUCAUGUUAUUAUACAUUACCACCUUUCUACUAAUUUACCUAAUCCAACGUCAAUCUUGUUUUGCUAUGGCAUAGCUGCUCAGCUUUAUAGGUAGCAUCAGCUAACAGUUAGCUAACGUUAGCUAGCCUAAUUGUUGUACUCUCGUCUCUCACUCAGGUAUGAGGUAAAUACCAAUGAACUCAUCAACGAGGAGCUUGGCAUCGCAUACCCAAUAAUUGAUGGGAUUCCCAACAUGAUUCCCACAGAUGCAAGAUUGAUUAAAAAAGAUCCUGAAACACCAGUGAAACCAGCACAGCAGGCAUAA
This is a messenger RNA of Coregonus sp. 'balchen', 506 nucleotides long. The record is from the annotation of a GenBank genome assembly. Lineage: Eukaryota; Metazoa; Chordata; Actinopteri; Salmoniformes; Salmonidae.